This is a messenger RNA of Auxenochlorella protothecoides, 1005 nucleotides long. Its product is annotated as Putative aminoacrylate hydrolase RutD. The record is from RefSeq and is a predicted model, not a curated record. The transcript is spliced from 6 exons. NCBI's taxonomy places the organism in Eukaryota, Viridiplantae, Chlorophyta, Trebouxiophyceae, Chlorellales, Chlorellaceae. The coding region runs from base 1 to 1005 and encodes 334 amino acids.
AUGGUCUCAUUCAAGGCCGCUGUGGCCGUGCUCCUGCUCGGAUGCGUCCUGUCCGCCUCCGCCGCGGGACUGAUCGCCACCAAGAAUGUGACGGUCUACGACUUCUGCGACAUCACCCCCGCCGACGUGGCCCCUCCCUUGACCAAGGACAUGGAUUUUGUGGGCAGCGUCAAGUUCGUCUCCCUGGGUGAUGCGGACAUCGCCUACCGUCGCUUCGGCAACAGUUCCACCGGCCGCCCCCCCUUGGUGCUCGUCGCCGGCCUGGGCGAGACCUCCGCCAUCUGGCCCGCCUCCUUCCUGGAGUACCUGGCCGAGCAGCAGGAGGUCAUCAUGUUCGACAACAGGGGGAUCGGCCAGAGCACGGAUCUCACUGAGGGCUAUAUCAACGUGACCUCCAUGGCUCUGGACACCCUCGCCUUUGUCAGGGGCCUGGACCUGGAUGUCAAGGUGAACCUCAUGGGCUGGGGCAUGGGCGGCAUGAUCGCCACCACCUGCGCCGCCCUGCACGGCAAGUACUACAACAAGGUGAUCGUGCUGUCCGGCACCGCCGGCAGCCUGCACUCCCGCCACAUCACGCCCACGGCCAACCGCAUCCUGAUGUCUGACCCGGAGCCCACCGAGCUGGAGAAGCUUUGGCUCCUGUUCCCCCUGGAGCACACCAGCGCUGCGGCGGCUGCCUGUGCGUACUUUAGGAACCCCGAGCCCUCCGUGGUGGACUUCUUCAACUACACCACCUUUGAGCGCCAGGCCCGCGCCUUCUCUGAGUUCUUCUUCGAUGUCGAUGAGGUCUACGAGGCCCUCCCCAAGAUCAAGAACGACCUGCUGCUGGUUGGAGGCGAGGACGACGUGAUGAUCCCCUCCCAGGGCCUGAGGGUGAUUGCCAGGCGUACCACCACCCCCUGGCUGGUGGUGCUGAGGGAGGCCGGAAACGCCGCCUGGAUCCAGUACCUGCCCAGCUUCGUCAGCAUGCUGGACUUGUUCCUGGAUGCAUACCCGGACAUGUGA